AUGAAGGAACCAAUGUUCCAGGAGCCAUCAUCAGAAAACGAGGUAAGCGUUGCUCGAGCUAUUUUCAACAACGAAAGCGAAUUCGACGAGGAGUUACCUUUCGAGAAAGGAGACGUGCUACGAGUUCUGAGCGAGCGACCUGAAAUUGAGGGUAUAUCGGACGGUUGGUGGCUGUGCGUGGAUCGGAACGGCAGGAAAGGACUUGCGCCAGCUAAUCGACUACAAGUGAUGCACCGAUUCGACAAAGGCUUUUUUCAAGUUGCGAACCCGCUGUUCGACGAUUUCUACAUGUUCAAUCAACAACCAGGAUCCCCGUUCGAUGAUCCAUUCUUUCGAGAGCGACCUCGAUUUUUUCGACGCGAUAUGUUUGACCGAUUUGCUCCGAUAAGAAGAAUGAACAGUUGUGACGAUGCGCUGAGAGGAGUUGGAAUUGUUCGGAAUAUACCGAUUCGAGUCGAGGGCCAAAAUGUUGAGCCGAGAAACACGGACGGUUUCUUUGCUGCCGUUCCCAACAACGCCGGUGGUAGAGGAGGAUAUCAGAGGAGAUUUAGUGAAAGUGAAACUGGACCGUCUACUCCUGGAGAGUUGAGAAGGGCGUUGAGCAGCGGACGAUUGUCGCCGACGGACGCACGAGCUCCGAUUUCCAGGAAUUCUGCAGAUGAAGAAGAACGACGAAGCAUUCGUAGCGACAUUGGUCCGCAUCGGACUUUGAUUAUUCCUAGUACUAUUCCUGGAAAAAUUAUUGAAAUCCCGCUUGGAUCCGUUAGCUUGAACUCUUCACGGCAAGACCUGAUGGUACCACGGAACGAGCGCGACCGAAGUCCCAAGCCGGAGUCACAGAUGGAGAAGUUGACGCAGAGGCUGAGAAAUCUGGCUAAACCGUUUCGUAACCCCAGUCAUUCGAAUGAGGUCGUUGAGCGUGACAGCAAGCUGCGCAGUUCCAGUCCGGACAGUAGCGGGAUUUCGGCUGACAUCACCGAUUCGAACUCAGGAGAGGAUGCCAAGAGAGCAAGUGAUUUGUCGUCGCUGUCCAGUGUCGAUCCUAACAGUUCGAUCUCGGAUUCCAGUGAAGAGCCAAAAUUGCUACCGCCUGCCAUUGUUCGUCAUCCUCGACAACCUUACUUAACCAGACUGACACGGGAGAAUCCUGUCAGUACUAGCGUGCUCCAGACAAUGUUCGACAACAUCGAAAGACCUGAGCUGAAACGAUUUGCAGAAGGGAAUAAUGGAAAGGAGUGGCUUAUCCCAACAACAGUUGAGGAAGACAUGCGCAGGAAUGACUCAGCUGAUUGGAAUCUCAUUCCAACUACUGUAGCGCCGUCGAAAACAGCAUCAGGAAGUGAUAUCGUGGAUGAAGCAGUGCAGGCUAGAAAACGUAUUGUUUGUUCGAAGAUGACCGAAUGUUUGAGAGUGAUCGAAAACUCCUGUUCACAGAUUGAUAAGGUAACAGCACCUAAGCUGUGGCGAGCACCUCACCUUCUCCAAGCGAACCUGAAUAGCCUUCGAGAUGCGGUCACGACGGCGCAGGAAGCCUUGGAUAUGUUUGUGGACGGAACCGGUAGAAUUUCAAUCGAUCGAAAGAACCCGAAAGCUGAUGAAUUCGACGGUCUCCUGAAACCUCUCCUCGAUACAAGAGCUCAGAUUGCAACACUGCGAAAAAACCUCGACAGCGCUGGCUGGACCGUCUCAGUCUUAUCCAGAGACAGCGAAAGCUCGCAUUCCAUGGACGCUCUGGAACAAUUUAUCGCUGCUCUUCGUAAGGCUCCGUCCGAUUGUCGACGUCUUCUGCAGUGGACCCAACUUCUUAUUCCUUCUCCUACUGUCAUAUUCCUCAGUCCGUUGACUAAUAUUAAACCGGAAUUCCCUAAACCAAUUAUCACGUCUCAGCUGAAAACGGCUGAGAAAUCGGCGAAUUCGCUUGGAUCUCCACCAUUUUUGGACGAAACGAAACGUUUGUCCUCAUCCUCCACCUCCACAGUGACAUCGUCGGAUUCAUCACAGCCCUCUUCUAUUCUAGUAACCAAGCACAAUGGGGAUAAACCGAAAGGACGGGUUACAUUUGCCGAUGAGCCACGUGAUCGUCCAUCGGCCACCUCUUCAGUGGAUUCAAACGGAGAUUACGCGAAGCCGAUGCCAAGCAGUUCAUCACGAUAUGGGCCACCUCUGUCGUCCGUGAAUCGUCUCCAGGAAACCAGAAUUAUUGAAGAAGAUGAUCUCGAGUCUGUUGUUAGUGAAGGAGAAAGCUUGUAUCAGGACUACGCGUAUUUGGACGACGUUGUACCAGGUCGAUCCAACGGCGCAGUUAACUUUGCAUUCAACGGGAAUAUUAGUGACGAGGACCGCCAACUCGUGCGCUUCUAUGCUCCACAACUAGACCAACAUACGGAAUCACUCUCCUUAGCGGUUGAAGAAUUCCUCGGAACCGUAGAAAAUAAUCUGCCUCCACGAGAGUUUGUACAGAAGGGGAAGCUGAUUAUUUUGGCGGCUCAUAAGCUGAUCUACAUCGGUGAUACGGUAUCGCAGUGUGUUGGCGACCAGUCAGCAAGUAAUAGCCUCCGACAAUGUGCUGAUCGCUUAUGCGAACUACUCAAGGAGUGCGUGAAGGCAACGAAGUUGGCAUCAGAAGAGUAUCCGGAGCUGAAGAGCAUGCAAGGAAUGGUGGACAGUAUUAUUGCAGUCUCGAAAACGGCACACGAAAUGAAAUUGCUUGUGAAACGAUGGUGCUAA
Messenger RNA from Necator americanus (New World hookworm), 2727 nucleotides. RefSeq lists its product as uncharacterized. The transcript has 21 exons. Bases 1 to 2727 code for a protein of 908 amino acids. Gene Ontology annotation, biological process: cell migration; cell surface receptor protein tyrosine kinase signaling pathway. NCBI's taxonomy places the organism in Eukaryota, Metazoa, Nematoda, Chromadorea, Rhabditida, Ancylostomatidae. Gene Ontology annotation, molecular function: protein binding. The record is from RefSeq and is a predicted model, not a curated record. Gene Ontology annotation, cellular component: cytoplasm; plasma membrane.